UAAAAAAGUGCUCGACUCCCAAUUGGACGGUUCUUAUUGGAAGACAGCUUAGCACGUGUCCGGUGAAUAAAGAUCGAGAAUCAAAUAAAGUUACCAUGGUUGCUACCAACUCGGAUAAAAUUAGGGCUCUGGCCAUCAAGCUGUUCGAGAUCAAUGCCUUCAAGUUCGGUGACUUCAAGAUGAAGGUGGGCAUCAAUUCGCCGGUUUACUUUGAUCUCCGAGUGAUCGUCAGCUAUCCGGAUGUGAUGCAAACCGUUUCCGAUCUGCUGGUGGAGCACAUCAAGGAGAAGCAACUGAGCGCCAAGCACGUGUGCGGAGUUCCCUACACGGCGCUUCCUCUGGCCACCAUUGUUUCCGUGCAGCAGGGAACACCCAUGUUGGUGCGGCGCAAGGAGGCCAAGGCCUACGGCACCAAGAAGCUGGUCGAGGGCAUCUUCAAUGCCGGCGACACCUGUUUGAUUGUGGAGGAUGUGGUCACCUCCGGAUCGAGCAUUAUGGACACAGUGCGUGAUCUGCAGAGCGAAGGCAUCGUGGUCACCGACGCCGUGGUGGUUGUGGACCGGGAACAAGGCGGCGUGGCCAACAUCGCCAAGCACGGUGUGCGGAUGCACUCGCUCUUCACGCUCUCCUUCCUGCUGAACACGCUCCACGAGGCGGGACGCAUCGAGAAGUCCACCGUGGAGGCGGUGGCCAAGUACAUAGCCGCCGUCCAAAUCAACAGCGAUGGCAGCUUCGUCGGCGGCGAUAAGGCCAACGUGGUCGGAGCCAACGACUUGCAGCGCACCAAACUGACCUACGAGAGCCGCGCCAACUUGGCCAAGAGCGCGGUGGCCAAGCGGCUCUUCAACCUGAUAGCCAGCAAGCAGACGAACCUCUGUCUGGCCGCAGAUCUCACGCGGGCGGAUGAGAUCCUGGAGGUGGCCGACAAGUGCGGACCGUACAUCUGCCUGCUGAAGACCCACGUGGACAUCGUCGAGGACUUUAGCGAGAAGUUCAUCGGGGACCUGCAAGCUCUGGCCCAGCGGCACAAUUUCCUGCUGAUGGAGGACCGCAAGUUCGCGGACAUCGGCAACACGGUGUCCCUGCAGUACGGCAAGGGCAUCUACAAGAUUUCCAGCUGGGCUGAUCUGGUGACCGCCCACACGUUACCUGGACGCAGUAUUCUGCAAGGUCUGAAGGCGGGCCUUGGCGAGGAGGCGGCGGGCAAGGAGCGCGGUGUCUUCCUGCUGGCGGAGAUGUCGGCCAGCGGCAACCUGAUCGAUGCCAAGUACAAGGAGAACAGCAACAAGAUCGCCACCGAGGGGGCCGAUGUGGACUUCGUGGCCGGAGUGGUGUGCCAAUCCGCCGAUGCCUUCGCCUUCCCCGGUCUGCUGCAGCUGACGCCCGGCGUGAAGAUCGACGAGAGCGUGGACCAGCUGGGCCAGCAGUACCAGAGCCCAGAACACGUGGUCAAGGAGAGAGGCGCCGACAUCGGCGUGGUGGGCAGGGGCAUCCUGAAGGCCGCCAGUCCGGAGCAGGCAGCUCAAACCUACCGCGAUCGCCUGUGGGCAGCCUACCAAGAUCGAGUGGCCAAAUAGAAGGCACCACC
Drosophila ficusphila is the source of this 1588-nucleotide messenger RNA. It is a transcript of the gene r-l, whose product is annotated as uridine 5'-monophosphate synthase. The record is from RefSeq and is a predicted model, not a curated record. Gene Ontology annotation, molecular function: orotidine-5'-phosphate decarboxylase activity; orotate phosphoribosyltransferase activity. Gene Ontology annotation, biological process: 'de novo' UMP biosynthetic process; 'de novo' pyrimidine nucleobase biosynthetic process. The transcript has 3 exons. The coding region runs from base 96 to 1577 and encodes 493 amino acids. NCBI's taxonomy places the organism in Eukaryota, Metazoa, Arthropoda, Insecta, Diptera, Drosophilidae.